Molecule: messenger RNA, 1481 nt
Organism: Moneuplotes crassus
Lineage: Eukaryota; Ciliophora; Spirotrichea; Euplotida; Euplotidae
Source: the annotation of a GenBank genome assembly
AAAUUAUUAAAAUUAGCAUAAUGGAUAGUAGUUCAUUUAUUAUAACAGGAAAGAGUAGUACUCCUCUCCAGCUUGAGCAGAUGUCCACACUUGAAAAUACUUAUGCGACAUUAUUUGCUAUUAAGCAGAUCAAAAGUAAGUCUCUCCUUGAUCCCCGAGUGCUAGGAGUAGGAGAGGAUGAUCAAGGCCUAAGUAAGAAGAUGGAAAAAUGCCUCCAAAAGACUAUUUCUAAACCCAAAAGAACUCGUAGAACUUCCUUUUUGCUCAAAGAGGGUCAUAAAAGGAUGCCUAGAGAUAGACCUUCUAGCAAGAGAUUUCCUCCUUUAGAUGACAAAGCCAAGGAUUCUAUGAACAAAUAGGGAAAUAAUUCUGAUGAAAACUCUUCUAGACAUCCCUCCUCCUUUCGUUACCAGCCGAUGAUGGGCAGUAGCAAAUGGUAAGACUGGCAAGGUUCUAUUUGGGAGACUUGAGAACGAAGUUAGAGAGAUUGCAAGUCUGACUAAGAUCCUUGUAUGUCUUACAGUCAUAAAGCUAUCAAUCAAAAUGUCCUUCAACUUAAAAACCACUAUAAUACAAGUGACAGAGGAUGCCUCAAUGGUAGGAGGAACCUCAGCAAAGCUAAAAUCAGGCGAUUGACUUACAAUCUGGGAUCUCCUCCAUGGUCUGAUGCUUCCUAGUGGUAAUGACUGAGGUUAUCUCCUUGCCGAACACUUCGGGCAUCUCUUGAAAUAAAUCUGGGGAAGAAAAAGGAAUAAUAAAGCCUAAGAACGACCCCAAAGAGACCUCCAGUGAAGAUACUACAGUAGAACUAGACACAACAGAGUCAAAAGAAUCUGAUGAUGAUGAAUGUCCAGUAAUGUCCAAAUACCUGCACAGAUUCUCUUGAUUCAAAUAUGGAUAUAUCAAAUAUUUCUUAAUGGAAAUGAAUUAUAUUGCCAAAGAAGAAAUAGGUUGCAAAUAACUCGUUUUUCGAUUCACCACAUGGUCUGAUGAAUAGGUGGAAUACCUCCACAGCCUCAGACUUAGCUAAGAUCAGUGCUUAUUCAUUGAAAAAUAAGAACUUUUCCAAGAUAACCAAGACCAAGAGAUACAAAUGAUAUACCAAGAAGCCGCAUGAUUUUGAUGAAGAGAACCCUGGUGAAGAAUUUAAACCGUCACUAUACUCCUGGGAUAACACCAAUAAACUACUUUGGAAACUCGGUUUUGAUGGUCUGAAAACCGGUAUAACUCCUAGCGCAGGCCCUUGUCUUGUUGCCAGCUACACUUGCUCGAUCACCAAAGAUCACUACAUAAUAAUCUUACUUAACUCGAAAAGCAUGGAGCACAGAUGGAACGAAGUGUCUAAGCUAAAAGCAUGGGCUUGUGCACGGAUGAGGAAGAUCAAGCACAGUAAUAUCCUGCAGGAGAAUUCCUUUCGUGAGAAGAAGAGCCCAUUUGCUUCGAUAAAUUCCAAAAUUUUAACUAAGAUCAAACAUCUUUAA